Messenger RNA from Aspergillus vadensis CBS 113365, 1229 nucleotides. RefSeq lists its product as uncharacterized. Lineage: Eukaryota; Fungi; Ascomycota; Eurotiomycetes; Eurotiales; Aspergillaceae. The record is from RefSeq and is a predicted model, not a curated record. The transcript is spliced from 5 exons. Bases 386 to 952 code for a protein of 188 amino acids.
UCCAGAAGAAGCCGUCUGGAGCUUAGGGAACUGAUAGCGCCGCCACCCCAAGCUGACCUCGCGUAACGGGCGAAAAGUAGUACGGUGUGCGUGAAUACUUAUACCGAGCUUGGAGCGCCAGCUUUUUCACUAUUUAUCGCUUGCCCUCUUGGCUUCCUGAUUUCUUUUUUUCUCGGUUCUCCCUCUGGCAGUCCUGAGCUCUUACUAUUUCCUAUUUGAGUUCCCCGUUGUUGAUAUCACUAGCAGCUCACUCCAUAAAAUUGGCAUACGACCUGUCCAAAACUUUACUACACUUCAAGCUGCUUUGGACUGAACACUUCAAGGACCUUUCUUUCAGUAUUCCUCAAGUUCCGCUGUUGUACCCACCGCUUUUACGCCACUCGAUAUGCUUCUCCUUCGUCCCCUCAUUGCUAUAGCCUCCGUGGCUGGCCUGGUCCUCUCGCAAAACACCUCCUCCAUCGACCCAAAUAGCGUCCCAAUCGAUACAAGAAAGCAAUGGUGUCAGUCUCAGACCUCGCAAUGUCCAUUACUUUGUUAUCAGUUGCCAAACACAUCGGGCUCACCCAAAGAAAACACAUGCGACGCUAAAACUCUCCAAUACCAGUGCAUCUGUAGCAAUGGCCUGAGUCCCAACUCAUCUCAGUACUCAGAGACCAUCCCAUACUUUAUUUGCACGGAAGAGAAUGACGAAUGUGUCACUAAAUGCAAUGGUGACUCGACCUGCCAGUCAAAUUGCCGGUCUGAGCACCCCUGUGGUGCACAGAACCCCAAGCGUGUAAACGUGACAUCCACCGCUGCUUCCACUACUGCCGCAGCCACAACUUCCCUUCCGCCAUUUACUGGAGUCCCUGAUAAGGGAGCAGCAGCCAGGCCGUCGACUGACCUUGGGCAGGUAUAUGGCCUGGUUGUAGUUGUGGGAGCUUUCCUGGCUGGGUUUACAACAUUGCUUUGAGACCAGGCUACAAAUCAGUACGAAGUUAAUGCCAUCUCUUCCAAGUCCAAGGCUGGAACAUCUGUAAUGGGGCAUGCCAAAUUUAUUCAACACAAUUUAUGUAAUGGGAAUUCAUGAGACCAUCCACUCUUUCCAGACCUAAUAGCGACUUUGAUCCAGGCGUGCUACAUUUAAGGCAGUAGUGCGCAGUUUCUGAUGUUCAAAUGAAGAUACAAACAAUUUACCCAGUUGGGAACCAAAGGCUGCAGUGAAUGGCAUCUACGGAUAGCUAUGUUGC